Messenger RNA from Solenopsis invicta (red fire ant), 9265 nucleotides. RefSeq lists its product as uncharacterized. Gene Ontology annotation, biological process: cGMP catabolic process. Gene Ontology annotation, molecular function: 3',5'-cyclic-GMP phosphodiesterase activity. Lineage: Eukaryota; Metazoa; Arthropoda; Insecta; Hymenoptera; Formicidae. The record is from RefSeq and is a predicted model, not a curated record. Bases 1975 to 4896 code for a protein of 973 amino acids. The transcript has 9 exons.
CUCCGUCACGUUUACCUUCCGCGAGCGCGGCGCCAUCGCGCAUCGUCGCCGCCACCGUUGCCGACGACGAUCAACGUCUUUCUCUCCCCCUCUUUCUCUCUCUCUCUCUCUUUCUCUCUCUCUUCCUCGAUAUAUAUCUCGUACAAUAACGUUGCGCGUUGAUUUCAAGCGUAUCCGAAGAGACGUAAAAUUUGAAAAACCAAGUGCGCGCAUCGAUAAGCGGGAAAGUGUUCCUCCUUCCCUCUCUUCACUUUCCGCGAUUCGCACUUUUGAAAAGUCGAGUGCGUGUUCGAGAGCCGCGAAAGGGGAAAAUGACACGACGAAAGUGAAGAUUCGAGCAAAUCGUGUGUACCACUGGCACGUUACCUUUGCGCGCACCUUUCCGUCGUCCUUUUCUCCGUCUUUUCUUCUGUAUUAUUUAUUGUUUCCUCUCUCUCUCUCUUUCUCUCUCGAUUUCUCUAUCCCGUUUCUCCCUCGUGCUCCACUCGUUCCUCUGCUCGUACUUCUUCUCCCUCUCCUCGCCUUUUUCGCACUCUCUUUCUCUCUUGUUCGCUCCGACCUCGUCUCGUGGGGUCAGUGUCUGCUCGAGCGGAUCCUGAGCAGGAACAUACCGGCGGACGAGGAGGAAGAGAAGGAGGAGGAGGAGGAGGACGAUCUCUUUCCCUCGGAGACUGCAACUCGCGCGCACGCACACACCACGUCCUUCAAGGAUCAUUUUCGAAGCGCUCCAUUUUUCGCGCCACUCAACCGCGGACGCGCGGCAGCGGAGCUAGGACGAUGUGACCUGACGUUGGCGACGGCAAGGGCGCCAUCGGCGAGGCAUCGUCGCGGGAUUGACACCGAGGCAGAUUGAUUUUAUUGCGUCGAUCGGACGCGCGCGCGACUUCGCCUGUGUCUCGUUCGCGGUGCAGAAAACUCUCUCUCUCUCUCUCUCUCUCUCUCUCUCCCUCGUUCGCUUCUUAUCACGUCGCUCCUCGCGUAGUAUCAUUCACCUUUUUUCUCGCUCAUUUCUUCGUCUCCUCCCGCCCUCCCUUCUUUCUCCGGUAUCAUUCCCCGUUUCCGUUCUUCUUUCGCGUGCCCUCGCACGCGCUUUUUUCAUCUCCUACUCCGUUCGUCUCUCUUUCUCUCUCACACUUCGCGGCCGCCGCUCGACGUUUCGCUUGCUCGCUCGCGCCGCGUGUUUUCUCGCGAGCGAAUACGAGAAAAAGGAGAAUCGGCGGGCGAUUGAUACCGCCGAGCGCGCGCGAGAGAGAGACACGCAUCGCCUCUCGGAGUUUGUGUUUUUGUUUAUCACGGACGGACUGCACCGGUAUAACUACACGCUGCACUGCGCUGCGUUGCACUGGUGCGCGAGAGGAAGUUGCAAGUUGAAGUUGCCGAUCGGAAGGACGAUUCGUCGCUGAAGGCGUUCGAGAGAGAUCGUUACGUCGUUCAGGAGUCAUGGCCUUCUGUUUUGUGAGAACAGAACAAAUUUCGUAGCUUGAGCCGAGCGCCGUGCUGCUUGGAUUUGUGCGAGGAUUACCGAUCUCGGAAAUUUCUUCGAGGAGAAAAGGAAGGAAAGGAAGUCUUUGAAGAAGAAGAGACGUAUAAGAACCCGAAGACUUAAAAGGCGGAGAUAAACGAUGGACUAUGAGGAAACGCGGCUGGUAGUAGACGAGCGGUCGGCCACGCUUGCACCCUAUCGUCGGUCGCUGUUGUCGACGAGUUCCCGGUACGUCCAAUCCCGAAGCAAGCGGCAGGUGUUACGUGCGACAGCAGACACGAGCUCGAUAGGUACGAUAAUCGGGGGUGGCCCGGUCGUUGCCGCCGCCGGGCCGGCGAUGCGACGAUGAGCUCGCCGAGGGUGCUGCUAUCCCUCCACACCCGACCAAAGCCCCGUGUAAUAGCAAGGCCGGGUAGUCUCGAAAACUGCAUCAACGAGGCCGAGCGACGAGGAGCGGCAGGCGGUUCAAGGCCGAAACUAUCCGCGUGGCCAUGGACCACGAGGCGAAGAACGGAACCGGCAGCAACGACAACGAGGAGUACACCAAUAUUUACUUCAUCGUCGGCGACCGUAGGGAGACGGCCACUUACAAGGCGAACCAGGUCACGGACAUGGAACUCAAGGGCUUCUACAAGCUUCCAGAGCCCAUCUAUACGGAUUCCUGCCGCAGAUUGCAGUACCGUCGGAAGAGUGAUAGUAUGAAGCGGAAAGUUCGGGAGAAGUUCCUCAAUAUCUGUGACGUAACGGUCUCGUCGAACGUUCGCGAGUGGUUACGUUCGCCAGCCUUCGACGCGCGACAGUGGGAAGACGAGGAGCUGUUGUUGAUGCUGCAAACGAUGUUCAUCGAGCUCAACCUACCUCAAAAAUUCAAUAUUCCCUUGCCGAUCCUGAGGAACUUUCUCUACGAGGUCUACAAUAACUACAACGAGGUGCCGUUUCACAAUUUUAGGCACUGCUUCUGCGUGGCGCAAAUGAUGUACGCGAUAGCCUGGGCAGUGGACCUUCCGUCGAAAAUUGGCGACCUCGAGGUCCUCGUACUGAUUGUCUCCUGCAUCUGCCACGAUCUCGACCAUCCGGGCUACAAUAAUAUCUACCAGAUAAACGCGCGGACCGAGCUGGCGCUGCGCUACAACGAUAUCUCGCCCCUGGAGAAUCAUCAUUGCUCUGUGGCAUUUCGAGUCCUGGAGGCGCCCGAGUGCAAUAUCCUUGCGUCUUUGGACAAUCCUACGUACAGAUUAGUGCGCGAGGGAAUCAUAAGAUGUAUCCUGGCAACCGACAUGGCCCGACACAACGAGAUCCUUGGCCAGUUCAUCGACAUCACUUCCGAAUUCGAUUACACCAGCAAAGCGCACAUAAAUCUGCUGUCCAUGAUCCUGAUCAAGGUGGCUGACAUAAGCAACGAGGCUCGACCGAUGGAAGUUGCGGAACCGUGGCUGGACAGAUUGCUUCAAGAGUUCUUCAAGCAGAGCGACGCGGAGAAACUCGAAGGUCUCCCAGUCACGCCCUUCAUGGAUCGCGAUAAAGUGACCAAGCCAUCCUCUCAAGUUAGCUUCAUCGGCCUAGUUCUCCUCCCUCUUUUUGAAGCUCUCGGCGAACUUCUACCCGAGCUGCAGAGUCUCAUAGUUCAACCGGUCAGGGAAGCUCUGGAAUACUAUCGCAAAUUGAACGAAGCGGCCAAAGACGAGCGUCAUCAUCGGAAGAGUGUCGUGGAUGUCGGGGAGUCAAAUUUGUCUAACAUGACAACUGGUACUGCGUCUACCACCGUUAUCAAGUCUACGUCGUCAUAUAGCAUGCGCUCAAAAAAGUCGGCUACAACAAUCCAUUCGCGUUCACGUUCCACCGACGAUGAUAUCACAGAAAACUUGACAAUGGAAGAAGCAGACAACAUCGAGAGCUCCGAUCCGGAAACGGCCACAGAGGUGGAGAUCAGUGAAAAAACGCUCAAAUUCAAAAUCUCUACGGAAGGCACGUUGGCCGGCCCGACCUCCGGUCGCAAGAGUUAUCCCGGUAGUCGGAAGGGUAGCCGAGAGAAAUCCUCGUUGGAUUAUCACAAUCACGAUCUGGCCAAAGCCGUCCGGGAUCAUGAACGCGAGAGGAGGCGCAGCAAAGGCGAGAAUCUUGGCAGUGAUCUAAGCUCGCCGGUGAGCGCGAGAUCUGCCGAAGGUACGCGAAUCCUCGAGGAAAUGGAAAAGGAUACGGUUUUUUUAGACGCCAAAAUUGAGUGCAAAACGCCCGAGGGAAACGGCAAUGUCGUCGCGGCGGAGGCCCACUCGCAGCCGAAAAACAACGUGAGGAAAUCCAGCAGUGUGAUAGAGUACGAUCAGGAGAACAGACCUUGUCGCAAAGAUGCGCACAGUAGUCGGGAAUCGAUCGGUCUGCGAUGUUGCUGCGACGACAAGACUGGGCCGAAUAACAAGUCUAUAUUCUCACGACUGAGAAACUUUACGGACCGCCUGAGCAUGAGCUUCGACUCCAAGGACUCGCCCAGUCUGAAACCGAAGCACGCGUCGAAGAUGCUCAACAAGAGUAACUCGAUUAGCAGCGGUUCGGCUACGACCAUCUCGUCGAGGCACAACAACUCUUUGUUCAUUUGUAAGCGUUGCAAUCUGGUCAAGUCCCCGAUAAAGGACAAGGCGGCCAUCGCUACCAUAGUGGAGUUGUCACCGGUGGACAAACGAGCGAUGACUUUGCCGAAGAUUCGAAAGUCUACGGAUAGUAAGAAUAGAAGUUGGCGGACAGUAUUUGCCAAGGAAAAAAGAUCGUCUACCUCUUUAGAGGCUCUGCCGGCAGCAGGUUCUGGCUCCCGUUCGUAUUCUAAGCACCGCAGAAAUUUAUCGAAUCCCGAGGGUAAAUCGCAAAGCCUGAAGGAAACGAAGACUCGACAGGCUUUGGACAUCGAGUUUCAUGAGAUCGACGUUCGUUCGAAGAAUCAACAGCCUGAAAUCAUAGUCAAUCCCGACAAUACUUGCUGCGAUAUCGAGGAAGAUCUCGGCAAGGUGGAAAUCAGAAGAAGUUCGGCUAGCAUGGAGGACAUCUCCAAAAUGGCGAAACAGGCAGCGGAGACUAGCGUACUGGGCGUGCUGGAUCCCAAGAAAGCGGAGGAACGUCCUCACGGCAGUCUGGAUUCGAUGCUUUGCAAGCAAGUGUCCAAGUCGCGGAAGAAGCAUUCCACUGUAUUCUGCUCGCCCGCGUCAACAAAGAAGUCGUCGCCUGGACUGUUCUCGCGAUUUAAAUCCGGUAUGAGCAUCGACAGCACUCGGAGCAACAGCAACAGCGAUUCCUUGCACGAUCACGGCUCGCAAAGCGGCUGGAUAUCCUCAUUGACAGCCAGCUUCCGGCCGAAGAGACAUCCGAACGAAACGCCGCUGUCGCCACAUCCACCAAGGUCGCCCAGCAGAGAGGAGAUCAAGUGAUACGUCCUGGUGGUCGAGGAUUCCUCUGACAAGAAGCUCGGCCUCCGUGGCUGGUGGCCUGAGAACUUGUUCUGCUGUAAUAGCUAAAACUCGAGCGCAAAAGUUCAACAUCUAGAGAGGUUAAUUUAGACCCAGAAGUAUCCGGGAAUAUAUAUUCGCCAUCGUAUUCAUAACGCGUGAAAAAAGGUAACUAGUAAAAUGAUUUUUAAAAGAUUUUUUAAGAGGUUUAAAUUUUCUAACGUAUUAUCUCGCGUGCUUCUCAUCGCGACAUUAAUUGUCGCUAAUAGAUUAAUACUGAAUAAAUCUCCGAUCGAACGCCUCGACGAUAUUCGAUGAAUCUAUUUUGCGAAAUAAAAUGUAUCAUAAAUUCUCGCGAGUAAUUCGCAACGGUCAAUCGCAGCAUACAAUGCGUCUGUAUUAUACGAAUUAAAUAUUUCUCCGUAUAAUUAAAAACGGUCAAUUUGAACGGUCAAUGAACGUAAUUUGCUGGAGCACGCCACUUACCAAGAAAACGUUACGUAUAGGUAAUAUAUGAUUGUACCGAGUGAAUUAAAUACUUCUUGCGGAGGGAUCCUCAGACCGACCAUGAUUUCGUGUCGACUUUCAGUGUUUCACGACGAAUUCACAAAAAUCGAGAUACAUUUAUUUGUGAAGGGCACCUACGGCCUGUGGAAUACGAGGAGAUGUACGCUAUAUACAUAAACUAUUUUAUUUAUUGUCCAAUUAAAGAAUAGCCUAACGAGUAAUCAUUCAUGUUGUUCGUUACUAUACAUAUAUAAAUAUAGGUAAAGUGCAGAUGUAUACAAAGACGUAAGGAUAUACACAUAUCCAUCGUGCAUAAAAAAAAAUAUAUAUAUAUACAAAUCUAUAUACACACGAGCAAGUGGAUAAUUAUAAAUAGAUGAAAAAAAGAAGAAGAAGAAGACAAACAAGUAGAUAUGUAAGCGUGGCUCUAUCGUAUCGAUGUACGAUUAAGUUUCAGGAAUUAUGUGUAAUCAAGAAUGUGAGGUAAGAAAAUACUCUGUGUCAGACCAUUUUUAGAAUAUCUUGAGAAUAAUCAUGCGUUUUCAGACAAUAUCAAAAUUCCUUAAAGAUUUUAUUUUCUGAAAGCGCGUGAUUUAUUGCAAGAAAAUUCUGAGAGAGAGAGAGAGAGAGAGAGAGAGAGAGAGAGAGAGAGAGAGAGAGAGAGAGAGAGACGUGUAUAUAUUCACGAAUCCUAGAAUAUUCUCAAAUUAUUUUCAUUCUCGCAAAGAUUAUUUUCAUCUCAUAAAACUAGCAGUUGCCACAAAAAAGAAAAUGGGAUAGUUUUGUCAGAAUAAUUACUGCACCGUUCGUCGAGACGAUUCACACGGUAGAAAAUCUCGUCGAUUUAUUUUAUUUGAUCUCGUUUGAAGAACGCUUUCGGAAAGAAUAGUGUCACUAUCUUUUAUAUCUAGCUGCGUUACUAAAGUGCAAUCCAACUUGGAAAAUUAUUUGUAUUACUUUUCAUUGACGUAUUAAUUAGAGAAGACAGACUUCUGUUUGAUAUUUUUCGAAAGAAAUUGGCGCGAAACUUUUGCGAAACGUUUCUUCGAAUGUCAAACGCAGUGAGGAAGAGCACAUUUUGACAAAAGAAAGUAUGCAACUUUCUUAAUGGUUCUCUCUUCUCGACGAACUGUCCUCCCUUGUGAUUAUUUCAUUUAAAAAUUCAAACGUGUAGUUUCAGGUUUUUGGCACGCAUAAACGCAUAUGAUUAUUCUGUAUGGCGUCCUGCUUUUCAUUUUAGUUGUUUAUACUUUUAUACUUUAUCAAAUGCGUUUAUACGGCGAUUAAAGAUCGUAUGUAUUGUUGAAAUCUAGUCUUACGUUAUCUUCUUCAAAGCAAAAGUUGGUUUUGGGCGCGUUUUAUUUUCUGCAACGCAGAGGAGAAAUUCGAUGUGUGCGCGAAUGAGCGAGCAAGCGAACGAACGAUUCUGCCAACUAUUUGAUUGAUUAUUUAAGAAACAAUUACUAUUUUCCUCUCUCUCUCUCUUUUUUCGUGCCAUAGAAUCAGGACUCGUCGAUUAAACCAAAUGGAAUUAAACGCAUGACGACACAGGCGUAAAAUCGUGUGUAAAAUAAUUAAUUUUAGUUUUAAACUUUAUAUAAGCAUGAAUUAAGAUUGCGUUAACUGUGCGUGAUCUUUUUAUUCGGUAAAUUUCCAAAACCGGUUAAUUAUAUCAGACAGUACAUCUUUUAUAAUCCUUCCUUCGAAAUUAAAUUAGUGUACUCAUUUUCCUACGAUAUUUCCUAAGAAAGCUGCUAUCAAAAAAGUAACAACAAGACUUUAAGGAAAGAAAAAGUUUAAACGCGCGCGCGAAUAAAGAGAAAGAUGCUAUUAUAAUUAAAUGGCGUCAGUGUAUGUAGCAACGUGCACAUUAUAAUAAUAAUCAAAUUUUUAAUUGGCGGUAUGAAUGAGAAAAGGGAUUUAAUUUUGAUUUUCAAAUUAAGAUUAUUGAACAAUCAUAAAAAUAAAAUUUUUGAUGCUUUUAAAAAAUUUUGUUUUAAUUAAAUUUUGUUAGAAUUAAUAAAAUGCGAAAUAAAUAAAUGAACAGUGCAAAAUUAAAAAAUAUGUAAAAAAUAAGUGGUUCUUUUAUUUUCUUAUCUUAAAGAAUACUAGACCAAACUAUUAAUAAAAAUAUAAUUGGACUGUGCUUUCUUUGCCAAAUUAUAAAUUAAAUCUGAACGGAAUAAUCAAAUGUUUUCUAAGAGCUUAAUUAUGUCUAUGAUAUUUUAUAUUUUGGAAAAAAUUAAAUGCACUUUUUUCAUUCAUAUCUCUUGCUCUUUGUGCCUGAUCGUUAUUAAUGUUCAAGACCGAUAUCAGAAAAGGUACUCAAAUAGUUAAACAUUUUUAAAACUUUUUCUAAUUAUACCAGAUAGCGAAAAAAGUCCAACUUCUCAAUUUUAAUGUUUCAAAUGUCGUACAUACAGAAACGGUAAUUAUUUAAUAAAAGCAUUGUUACGUCAAACGAAUGCUUGUUACGUAAAUAUGAAACACGUAAAUUAUUUCACCUUUUGGAACUGUCUGAUAUAUCAAAUAUCUUUUUUAUAAAAAAAGCAUCUUUUUACAAUGUUCUUUAAAAUCGGAUAUUCUUUUUCAAAACUCAUGUUUAUCUACAAUUUUUUACCUGUUCGACUUUUUCGACUAUUUUUCCGAGACUUAACUGAAAUAACAUAAUCAACUUUCAGAAGUAAACCAAAAAAUGUGUUUAAACUAAAAUCUAAGUUUCAUAAAACUAUGGAAUAAAAUUCGAUUUUUUUUGCAAGAUCGUCGAAAUGUUGAUCAUCGCUUUACCAGUGUCUAAUGAUUAGAAAUGCAUAAUAAAUGAAUAGAAAUAAAAAUAAAUUUAUGAAAAGGAAUGCAAUGGGCCAAUCGAGCCGUAUUGUGCGGCAUCGUUUUACUCGUCAAUUGAAUCUUUAGUCCCACUAGAAUUUUUCUCGUAUUCCAAUUAUCGUCGUCAAUUAUCGGAAUAAAAUACAUUCAAACUCGUUCGCAUAAUCCAUUUUGGUCUCCAUUUCCAUUGAUUAACAUUGAGGAGAAGAAAUCGGUCCUAACGCUUGGUUCUAUUUAUUUUUAUAUUUUUAUGUUAAAAUUAUUGAUUUAUUGUGUAUACGACACUUUUGUUUAACCAAAGUUACCAGUUUCUAAAAAGCUCCAUUUUAGAAUUAAUAGUAUUAUAUAGUUAGCAUUCACAGGGAAAUAAUAUGAAAGGAAACUGUUAGAAGUUUUGCUUCCGAAGAAAGUUUUCACUUCAUCUAUGCUCACGUUAUUCAAAAAUGAGACAGCUUGACGCUAAUAGAAAAUAAACUGCUUUAUUAUUUAGUUGUCAAAUUUAUUUUUACAUCUAAUGAUUAUUAGUGAUGGUUAAAUUAUUGAGCAUUAAACAAAUAAUGUGCUAAAAUUAAUUUCACAAUUACUAUUCAAAAGUAAUCCGCUAUGAUAACGCCAUUCCUUAUUCGGAUUCUUUUUUUGAGUUUGAUAAUUAUUAAAAUAAUUAACGAGAUUAAAAUGUUAUUUCCGCAGUGAUGUGUGAGAUGUUCGUAACUAAACCUCGAUACACAGUGUACGCAUUUAAGUAAAACGCGAUUGUAAAGAUGUUAAACACAAAUAGUGCAGCUUCGUUGACAACAUUUUCAAAUUGUAACUAAUAUUAUUUUUAAACAAACAGCUUCGUGUAUCGUAGCGAUCUUGAAUUCUAAUACGAGUCCUCUCGAUGUGCGUUCUUCGUGAACUCGAAUAAAUUGGCUCACGUGAACGAUUUCGUGUUUACAAGGUCCGUUCUCCGUCUCUCGCCGUCCCUUUCCCAUGAGGCGUUAAAUUAAAAAUCACCGAUUGCCAGGAGAAAAAAAAA